CGCCCAGGUCGCGAGGCGCCCUUCGACCAGCAGCGCCCGGGGCGGGCGGGUAUAAAUGGAGCGGUGGCUCCCCCGGCCGCCUCUCUCCGCCCCGGGUCGCCGCAGCCUCUGCCGCUUUCGGGCCUAGCAGCCUGAAGAAAAAAAAAAAGAGAAAAAGAUAAAAAAAAACCCGAAAACGCUUUAAAAUCUUAAAAAAAAAGAAAGAAAGAAAGAAAGAAAAAAAGAGCGAAUCCUCCUCGGAGAACCCGCGGGGAAGUCACUUUUGCACGCUUCCGGCCUGCCCGACGCCGCCGCCGCCGCCGCCGCCGCACCUGGGCGUCCGUCGGUCCCCGUCCGUCGGUCCGGUGGUGAGCCGCUCGCGCGCCCGCGUCCACGCGCCUCCGCCCGCCGCCCGGCCGCGCCGCGUGGCAACCCCGCGCCCGCCGCCCUCGCCCCCCGCGCGCCGGCCUCCGCGCUCCACGUGUCCGCGCUGCCCUUCGCCGGCCCGGCGUGGGAGGCGGCUGCGCGCUCCGGCCGCCCGGGGGUUGCCGAGUCGGCACCGACAAAUAUUUGGUUUCCCUCUUCCCCGGGCUGCUGUAAUCUUAAACCGCCGGGAGCCCGAGGCCUAUAUUUAUAGAGAAACGCACGUUCCGGAGGCCGCCGUGGGCACCACUGGGUUGCCUCGGGAAGAAUUUUUGUAAUUUGGAGGACAGUCCCCGUUUCCAUUGUUUUCAUUUUUUUGAAAUUGGGAGCUUCCAGACCAGGACAGCUGAAAAUUAACAAACUCCCAGGGAGGGAGGGCCAUAUUGUUUUUGAGAGCCUUUUGUCUGCGGUUGGGCAGUCUCGUCCGAGUCGUCCCCGCACUCCUCUCCGGCCCUCGGAGCCGACUCCAGCUUCUCUGAGCUUCGCUGCCACCUGUGGGCCGCGGCUCGGAGCGGAGCCCCCUUUGUCCUGUGUGGCCCCCCCUAAGAAGUCCUCCUGGCGGGGCUCGGGGUGCUGGGGGCUGGGGAGAUGAACGCUGCGGCCAGCAGCUACCCCAUGGCCUCCCUGUACGUGGGUGACCUGCACUCGGACGUCACCGAGGCCAUGCUGUACGAAAAGUUCAGUCCUGCGGGGCCUGUGCUGUCCAUCCGGGUCUGCCGCGACAUGAUCACCCGCCGCUCCCUGGGUUAUGCCUACGUCAACUUUCAGCAGCCGGCUGACGCUGAGCGGGCCUUGGAUACCAUGAACUUUGAUGUGAUUAAGGGAAAGCCAAUCCGUAUCAUGUGGUCUCAGAGGGAUCCCUCUUUGAGAAAAUCUGGUGUGGGAAAUGUCUUCAUCAAGAACCUGGACAAAUCUAUAGAUAACAAGGCACUUUAUGAUACUUUUUCUGCUUUUGGAAACAUUCUGUCCUGCAAGGUGGUGUGUGAUGAGAACGGCUCUAAGGGUUAUGCCUUUGUCCACUUCGAGACCCAGGAGGCUGCCGACAAGGCCAUCGAGAAGAUGAAUGGCAUGCUCCUCAAUGACCGCAAAGUGUUUGUGGGCAGAUUCAAGUCUCGAAAAGAGCGGGAAGCUGAGCUUGGAGCCAAAGCUAAGGAAUUCACCAAUGUUUAUAUCAAAAACUUUGGGGAAGAGGUGGAUGAUGAGAGUCUGAAAGACCUAUUCAGCCAGUUUGGUAAGACUCUAAGUGUCAAGGUGAUGAGAGAUCCCAGUGGGAAAUCCAAAGGCUUUGGCUUUGUGAGUUACGAAAAACACGAGGAUGCCAAUAAGGCCGUGGAGGAGAUGAAUGGAAAAGAAAUCAGCGGGAAAGUCAUUUUCGUCGGCCGUGCACAGAAGAAAGUGGAACGGCAGGCCGAGUUAAAGCGAAAAUUUGAACAGCUGAAACAGGAGAGAAUUAGUCGGUAUCAGGGGGUGAACCUCUACAUUAAGAACUUGGAUGACACCAUUGAUGAUGAGAAGUUAAGGAAAGAGUUUUCUCCUUUUGGAUCAAUCACCAGUGCUAAGGUGAUGCUGGAGGAUGGGAGAAGCAAAGGGUUUGGCUUUGUCUGCUUCUCAUCCCCUGAAGAGGCAACCAAAGCAGUCACGGAGAUGAACGGACGCAUCGUGGGCUCCAAGCCACUGUAUGUCGCUCUGGCCCAGAGAAAGGAAGAGAGAAAGGCUCACCUGACCAACCAGUAUAUGCAGCGGGUGGCCGGGAUGAGAGCGCUUCCCGCCAAUGCCAUCUUAAAUCAGUUCCAGCCUGCAGCUGGGGGCUACUUUGUGCCAGCAGUUCCACAGGCUCAGGGAAGACCUCCAUAUUACACACCUAACCAGUUAGCACAGAUGAGGCCUAAUCCACGCUGGCAGCAAGGUGGGAGACCUCAAGGCUUCCAAGGAAUGCCAAGUGCUAUACGCCAGUCUGGGCCUCGUCCAGCUCUUCGCCAUCUGGCUCCAACUGGUAAUGCUCCGGCCUCUCGUGGCCUCCCUACUACCGCUCAGAGAGUCGGGUCUGAGUGCCCGGACCGCUUGGCUAUGGACUUUGGUGGGGCUGGUGCCGCCCAGCAAGGGCUGACUGACAGCUGCCAGUCUGGAGGUGUUCCCACAGCUGUGCAGAACCUAGCGCCUCGUGCCGCUGUCGCUGCCGCUGCUCCUCGGGCUGUUGCACCUUACAAAUAUGCCUCCAGUGUCCGCAGCCCUCACCCCGCCAUCCAGCCCCUGCAGGCACCCCAGCCUGCGGUCCACGUGCAGGGGCAGGAGCCCCUGACCGCCUCCAUGCUGGCCGCAGCACCCCCCCAGGAACAGAAACAGAUGCUGGGUGAACGUUUGUUCCCGCUCAUCCAGACGAUGCACUCAAACCUGGCUGGGAAGAUUACGGGGAUGCUGCUGGAGAUUGACAACUCGGAGCUGCUGCACAUGCUGGAGUCCCCCGAGUCUCUCCGCUCCAAGGUGGAUGAAGCUGUGGCGGUCCUACAGGCUCAUCAUGCCAAGAAAGAAGCUGCCCAGAAGGAUUCAAAAGCCAAAUAAACCCUCAUGGAAUUCAGCUCAAGGUUUGAAGACGUCCUAGCUUGUCCUAUGGACCUCAACACCAAGAACCACAAAUUGCAAAUUUAAUAGGUCAUUUUGUAUCAAAAGGUCAAUUAUGAAGCACCUAGAAUUUUUCAAUUAAAAGAAUAUAUUCUCUGGGUUCUGAUAUGGCCCAAACAGUGUUAACUUUUGUUUUUCUAUUGUGAGUUUUGACUUUUUCCCCCCAGAAACUGGUUUUAUUUGAUGUACCCAAGUCUUAAGU
Molecule: messenger RNA, 3223 nt
Organism: Eubalaena glacialis (North Atlantic right whale)
Lineage: Eukaryota; Metazoa; Chordata; Mammalia; Artiodactyla; Balaenidae
Gene: PABPC4
Product: poly(A) binding protein cytoplasmic 4
Exons: 16
Coding region: 991-2961 (656 amino acids)
Cellular component (GO): cytoplasmic stress granule; ribonucleoprotein complex; nucleus
Molecular function (GO): poly(A) binding; poly(U) RNA binding; mRNA 3'-UTR binding
Source: RefSeq, a predicted model, not a curated record